Symbiodinium sp. CCMP2592 is the source of this 5853-nucleotide messenger RNA. The record is from the annotation of a GenBank genome assembly. Lineage: Eukaryota; Dinophyceae; Suessiales; Symbiodiniaceae.
AUGUUCGCAGAUGGAGGCUCCUCAAGUCAAGAUGACCAGUGGCCACCUUCCCACGAGGACCUGUGCCCCGUCGCAGGUCCCGAGAAAUCACGAGUUCAGGAGUUGGAGGGUACUGUAGGCUACCCGGUAGGAUACAGCGAUGCAUCACAAGCCGUGUGGAGUGUGGAGGCUCAGCCGACUCUGCCGGAGUCCAGCGGGUACCUUGGUGGCAUCGUCCAAGGAACAGUGCCCCAAGGUGGUUGUUUUCCAUUGGCGACUUCUCUUAUUGCCCUUUGUCAUUCUCUGGCGCGCACGGCCGCUUUUGGCUCCGAGGCCAAAGAGGAAGCAUUGGAAGAUGCAGCGCAGCUGCAGCAGCUACUGUGGCGAAAGGCACACCCCGAGCGUGCCAAGGAGUACGCAGAAGCCGCAGCGAGCGGCGAGAAGCGGCUCUUCGAAUUCGAGGACCAGGGCACAGUGAAUGCGUUGCUGAAUGCCUUCGUCCGGGACGUCCGUGUGAAAGCCCAAAGUGUAGACCGAGAGGUGCCGCCAGGCGUGGAAUCCAAAGUGGUCCACCUGCUGCGCCACGGUCAAGGCUUUCACAACAUGCUGGAAGGGUUCGAGGGCAUGGAGGGCAUCGUGAGCCCUGAGACAACCCAGGUCGAAGUCGUCGAUGGGAAGCGGUGGUUUAUCUGCGAGUCUUUCGACAAGCUCUUCAAGUCUGAGCACGGACCGCGUACCGUGGUGGGCCUGCAACUCUACGGCGCGAUUAGCUGCCGCAUCGCGACAAGCCGAGACUAUGGCGCUACCUGGGCCACCGUGCCACAGGCGACGAUCGCUGCGUCCGGGACAACCAGGCGAAUCAUGUUCCAGAAGCCGGUCGCUUGCACUCAUGUGGGUGUACAGCCGGACCGGCAGGUGGACGCCCUCGAAUAUGAUUUGCUCGUCCCAGCUUUGGCACGCCACGAGCUUCUUGAUCCGUCGCUGACGGCAUUGGGCCGUGGAGAAGCUUUGGCUGCGAACCGUGACGCGGUACAGCAGCAGCUCAGCCCGAGGUUGAUCGUUGUCUCCCCCAUCACACGUGCGACGCAGACGGCUUUUCUUGCCUUCCAGCACCUCCUGAUGGACAACGGUCUCCCCAAGCGCGGUGUGCGCUUUGUGGCCCACGAGGGGCUCCACGAACGCGGUGGUGGUAGCACCUGCGACUGUCGGCGGCCACGCCGAGAACUACAGAACGAGUUCCCCCACGUGGAUUACCGCCUGCUGAAGCAGCAGGACCCGCUGUGGUCUGCACAGCGGGAGUCCCAGGCCUCCAUGGUUGCCCGCCUGCAUCGCUUCUUCAAAUGGCUUCGUACCUGCCCCGAGGAAGAGGUGGCCUUGGUGGCCCACUGCAGCAUCAACUUCACGAUGCUGAAUGCGGUCGUCGAUUGCUCUUUGGAUCCGCACUUGGCCGAUUGGUUCGUGACUGCCGAAAUGCGAUCCAUGCGAGUGCUCUGGGAGGAGCCAAGGAAGGAGACUGCGAAAUUCAUCGACGGUGGACACCUCGUUGGGCUGGCGAAGGGACACUGCCAGCUUUACCCGCAUCUACUGCGUGUCGCUCAAGAAGGUGAUGAAGACUCAGUUCAUUUGCGACGCGACUACCAGGAGUACGCGGCCAGCGGCCAUGUGGCCUUGAUCUGUGGAGGUGGCGCGGGUCACGAGCCACUGAUGGCUGGCUUCGUGGGCCAAGGUCUCCUCACAGCCUCAGUUACUGGGGCGCUGUUUGCUGCCCCCUCGCCUGGUGCCAUCUUCCGUGCCAUCAUGGCCGCGGCCGGGCCUGCAGGCUGCAUCCUCAUAGUGAAGAACUACCCGGGCCUUCGCUUCAACCACGCCGUGGCCGCCGAGCGCGCGAGGAGCAAAGGCGUGACCGUGGAGUUGGUCAUCGUGUCGGACGACGUCGGCUCUCAGCAGGGGGAAUCGGAGGCCUCACGAUGCCUCGCGGGCGCAGCGGUGGUCAUCAAGGUGGCUGGCAGCCUGGCACAGGAUGGCAAAGACCUCGACGAGGUGAGAGCAGCUGCACAAUCAACGGCCGAUGCCAUAAAGACCAUGGCUCUCGCCCUGCGAUGGCGCGGGGUAGAUUGGAUCCUGGAGCUCGGAGUUGGAAUCCACGGAGAGGCUGGGGUGCAAGAGAUGUCCUCACUCGCGAGCCUUCCUGGUGCCACAGAUGGCCGCUUUGCCACCGCAGUGGUGCGAGCGCUGCUUCGGCAGCUGCUCCCAGCAACGAAGCUCCCGCACGGUGAAGGCGUCGUGCUGGUUCUGAACAACCUCGGAGGCACGUCCCCCUUGGAGAUGUCAGUGCUGUGCGAUGCCGCCUUUCGUCAGCUGCAGGACCUGGGUGCCGAGGUCGCUGGUUGCGUGCAGGGUACCUUGGUCACCUGCUUGGACAUGCACGGAGUCUCUCUGUCCUUGAUCCCCUUGGCCGAUGCACCGGGUCAGCUACUGGAGCUCUUGGCGGCCCCAGCGCAGGUGGGAUCCGCUUGGCCUGGGCUUCUCAUCCCUCCCAAAGACUCGGAGGCCGUAGUCCAGAAUCAUCUGAUGCCACGCCCGGCAGCCGGCGAGACCGGGGCGGAGGCAGCCCAGACACGCGCGGUUAUCUCCGCUGCAUGCCAGAUGCUCAUCUCUGACUCCACAGUAAAAGCCCUGGACGAGAUGGACUUCGAGUGUGGGGAUGCCGACUGUGGAGGCACCCACCGAGACGCUGCAGAGGCCCUCUUGGCCACCCUGGAGGCCGUGCCAAGCGAGCCAGCGGAUGCGCUACGGUUCCUGGCACGCCAUCUGGAACACCAGUGCCGUGGUGCCAUUGGCGGAAUCUACGUCCUGGGUCUAGAGGCAGCUGCCAAACGAGUAGGGUCUGCGCCUACACUUCUCGAUUGGGCAGAGGCGCUCGCUGCUGCUGGAAAGGCCAUCGAGGAGUAUGGAGGGGCGCAGCAGGGCGACAGGACUAUCCUGGAUGCGGUGCUGCCUGCUGCAGAGGCCUUGCGAGCCUGCGCACAGUCUCCGAACGCGCUCGCAGAAGCCGUGAAGGCGGCGAAACAGGGCGCCAAAAAGACCCAGCAAAUGGUGGCGAAGAAAGGACGUGCUGUCCACGUGCCACCCAGCCGACAAGCACGCUCGCCCGACCCGGGUGCCGUAGGCUUCGCAAAGUGGCUCGAAGCGGUGGAGAGGGCUCACUUCAGACCUCCCUCAUUCAAGACUUCCUUGCAGACCGUGAACGACACGACGACGACAAAGAUCCCGAAGUGUCCGAGAUGGAAGGAGAGGACGAUCCUGUUCGUAGGGGACUCUAUCGAGCGUUACAUGAUGAAGGCAGUGUUCCCACGAUGUUCGGAAAAGGGCGGUGGGGUGGUCAACCACAUGGAUUGCUGGGAUGCAGACAGGUUGCUGCACGUCCUUUACAUCUUCAAUAAGUUUGACGUUUCCACGGAGGGUCCGUGGCACAAAAUCGACAAGAAGUCCAAGUUCGAAACAUUCACAGAGGCACUACAGAAUUUGACUCUUGGACUUGAUGUGAAUGAGAUCUGGCUCGGGACAAACUUCUGGACGUUGGCCCGACUGAGCAAUCAUAAUCAAACCCUUCUAAAGAGCAUGGAUAACGGCAGCACGGACGUGGCGACCGCUUAUGCCGAGAACCUCACAAAACUCAUGAACACAAUUCAGACGCUGGUCCCGAGCAGCCGGCAGGGGUAUCUGCAACGCUUUCCCGCUAGAGAUACCACGAAGCGGGGGGACUACUGGUGGGGCAACCGAGUGCAGCAGCUGAAUGCCGCUGGCACGAAGGCGGCUCUUGCGCUUGGAUGGCGUGUCUACCGAACGUACGAUCGCAAGGUGGACAUCCGAGACGCGAUACAUCCUACAGAUGCCGUCCUCGUCGAAACUUUCCAAACACUGACCGGACACAGGGCGAAAGAAAAAGCCAACCAGGCCUACCUUGCUGCCAGACGCGCAAAGCCUGACGCUCCCUGUGACAAAGUGCUUGCUAACUAUUCUGCGAGGCACUGUCGCUCUGGACCUGGACAACUUGCCGUGGCUCAAGAUCUUCGCCUGCAGCAACAUCCUUACACGCUUCGAAGCUUUGGGUACUUUUGCGAGUUGGCAUUGCUUGGACGUAUGCACACAUGUGUGGCGUACAACCUACGAUCUUUUGAUAACGUUUCUGUUGAAGUCGGUCUGGACAUUCUGGCUCCGCAAUGCGAAGUCCACGCAUUUCAUCCUUGCCAUGAGUCAGACAACACUUUAGGGCAGAGAUAUAACUUCACCGAACACUGCAUUGACUUGUCCCCCAGCGGGUUCAUGUCGGCCAUCGCUGCAAAAAGGCUCGGACACAAGCACGUUGAUGCCUUCAUGAUCGACGUGCAAGGAAAUGAGACCAUCUUCCUGCGGCACUUGCAAUCCACAGGCUUCCUGCAAGAAAUUGACCAGCUGCAAAUCAAUUUUUAUUCCGUGGACAGCAUGGAGGUCUGCUUGGACAUGUUGAUUCGCAACGGAUUCGAGGUGAAGUAUGCCCGGUGUGGGGUCCCAUGCGACUCCUGCAUUCAGGCCCAACGCCCGGACGAAGAUCAGAAGCCCCUGCUCGCGAAAGGUUUGGACAAGUGGGAAGGCUCUGGUUUCGUCUGGUCGUUCUCUGUGUUAGGACCAGGACUCCUGGUCUGUUUAGCCGACACUGAUGCCGGCUGCCUCCUUGUCGCGGGACAGUCUGGCUCAAGGUGGGGCUAUGCCCUCUUGCCGCUGCAGGUCUUCUUGAUCCCAGUGCUUUUCAUGGCGCAGGAUCUGACCGUGCGGCUUGGUGUUUGCACGCAGCAAGGCCACAGUGCCUGCAUUCGAGACAACUUUGGCCGUGGAUGGUGCUGGUUUACAACCGCCCUGCUCAUUGUGGAAUGCAUCAUCGCCAUGGUUUCUGAGAUGAGCGGCGUGGCCGCCGUGGGUCGCUUGUGGGGACUGAGCAACGCGGUGGCAGUGAUCCUCGCAGCUGUCGUGAUCCUCGCAGCUGUGGUGGGGCUCCGCUACCGCCAGAUUGAGGCUUUGGGCAUCGCGUUCGGCCUUUGUGAAUUGGUCUUUGUCUUUACCAUGUUUUGGUAUCAUCCGGCGCCUGCGGAGGUCUUGAAGGGCAGCUUCACGGGAACCGCAGAUCCCGAGUACCUGAAGCUCAUCUCUGCCAACAUUGGAGCUGUGAUCAUGCCCUGGAUGAUUUACUUUCAGCAGUCUGCCGUCGUCGCUCGCCGGAUGACAACCGGCCACGAGCUGAGCGAGGAACGCACAGGCACGCUGAUCGGCAGUUUCCUGACCCAGUUGAUCAUGAUCGGAGCGCUGGUGACACUGGCGGCGGCGCACUCCGUCAGCCGUGACCUUCGCAGUACCCAGGACAUCGUCGCCGCCUUGAUCCCUGCCUUCGGGCCCUUCAUGUCCAAAUUGCUAAUCUCUUUGGCCUUCCUCGGCGGUUCGCUGUGCGCGUCCUUCGUGGUGGCCUUAGCUGGUACCUGGGCGCUUUGCGAGGCUCUGAGCCUCGAAGACACCUUUGCCUUGGAGCAGACACCCACAGAGGCCCCCUUCUUCUAUGGCAGCUUUGCCUGCGUAGUCCUCUUCGGGGUGGUCGUCCUCCUCUCGGGCAUCAACGUCGUGAAGUUGAACGUUAUGGUCGAACUUCUCGACGGAAUCCUGAUGCCGGUGGCCGUGGGAUUCCUGUACCUCCUUGCCACCAGCAAGACUUUGCCGGAGCAGAUUCGGGUGAAGGGCCUGUACAAGUGGGUCCUCGGCAUCGUCUUUGCUGCCGUGGCCUGCGUCUCGCUUGUGAGCGCAUUCGCCGCAUACCUGACCGACAGUGACGAUGCCAAGACGCUGUAG